AUGGCCAAACAAAUUACCCGUAAAUGUAAUAGAGAAAACCGAACGUUCCUAGGAAUAACGAAUGACAAACUUGAAAUUAAAGGAAAUUUAAGACUACCGGUAGAAAUAAAUAAUCGAAGAUUUUAUGAAACAUUCAUAAUUACUCCAAUUUCGGAAAAUGAAGUUCCCAUCGAUUUCUUAUAUGGCUACAUGACAAUGGAGGAAAAUUAUAAUCACGAUAAAGAAAAUAAAAAGGCCCAGGACAUAUUAUAG
Molecule: messenger RNA, 252 nt
Organism: Schizosaccharomyces cryophilus OY26
Lineage: Eukaryota; Fungi; Ascomycota; Schizosaccharomycetes; Schizosaccharomycetales; Schizosaccharomycetaceae
Exons: 2
Coding region: 1-252 (83 amino acids)
Source: RefSeq, a predicted model, not a curated record